Punica granatum (pomegranate) is the source of this 1672-nucleotide messenger RNA. NCBI's taxonomy places the organism in Eukaryota, Viridiplantae, Streptophyta, Magnoliopsida, Myrtales, Lythraceae. The record is from RefSeq and is a predicted model, not a curated record.
AACCAUCGUCCUUCUUGCCGGCCUCAUUGCCUCUCUCUCUCUCUCUCUCUCUCUCGCUCUCCAAUCUCCCCAGUCCCAUCCGAUCCCAUUAUUAUUAAACCCCUUCUAAUUGGUUAAUCGUCACAAUCCUCUCUCAUCUCUCUCUCGCUCUCUCUCAAGACCUUUUCCACAUAAAAAUAACAGAAGGGAAAGGGUUUCCCUUCAAAAUUUUAAGGGGGCAUUUAGAACCACAAUAAGCUCUCCCAUUUUAAUGGCGAAGACUUCACAGCAAAAUUACCACAGCAAGAACCGGCAGGCACCAUCGUCCAAGGACGGCCACGGUAACGGCAACGGCAACGACAGCGGCAGUGGCGGUGUCAAGCCUGCUGUGACCAAAGUAAAGCGGACGAGGAAAAGCGUCCCCAGAGAGUCCCCUCUUCAGCGCAGCUCCAUCCAUCGCGGCGUCACUAGGCAUCGUUGGACCGGACGAUAUGAAGCUCAUCUGUGGGACAAGAACUGCUGGAACGAGUCUCAGAACAAGAAAGGAAGACAAGUAUAUCUAGGGGCUUACGAUGAUGAAGAAGCCGCUGCACAUGCAUAUGACUUGGCUGCAUUGAAGUACUGGGGACCAGAAACUAUCCUUAAUUUUCCAUUGUCAACGUACCAAGAAGAACUCACGGAAAUGGAGGGCCAGUCGAGGGAAGAAUACAUUGGGUCGUUGAGAAGGAAGAGCAGCGGAUUUUCUCGUGGCGUCUCCAAAUAUAGAGGAGUAGCAAGACACCAUCAUAAUGGUAGAUGGGAAGCCCGAAUCGGUCGAGUGUUUGGCAACAAAUACCUUUACCUCGGAACCUAUGCCACCCAAGAAGAAGCAGCCACAGCAUAUGACAUGGCAGCGAUUGAGUAUCGAGGACUUAACGCCGUUACCAACUUCGACCUCAGCCGUUACAUCAAGUGGCUUAGACCUAGCAACCAAAGCAUUAACCCCAACUUCUCCCAAGCUAGCCCUAACAGUGAGGCCGGCGCGCUCCCGAACCCCAUCCCCGAGCUAGGGUUCAGCCUCUUAACGUCCGCAUAUCAGCAGAAUGGCGAAAACAAGGCUCCUACUUCGCGGCCGGAUGGCUCGGCAUCGUCGGCCCUGGGGCUUCUGUUGCAGUCCACAAAGUUCAAGGAAAUGCUCGAGAGGACUUCCGCUCAGGACUCCCCGUCGACUCCCCCAGAGUCCGACUUGCCGCGCAGAAGCUUCCCUGAUGACAUUCAGACGUACUUUGACUGCCAGGAGUCCAGUGGCUUCGGCGAGGGCGAUGACAGUAUCUUCGGCGACUUGAACUCGUUCGCUUCACCUAUGUUCAACUGCGAACUAGAGUCAUGAGGGCGCAUGCAUUUCAUAUCAUAGAGGUAGUUAAAUUCGAUGAAGAAAUUACUAAAAGGGUAAGGCUAAACACGAGUCGUUGAGAUUCUUUUUAGAUGCUUCAUUUCUUUCUAUAUAAUCUUGAGAGUCUAUAGAAAGAGGAGGGACUAAGUUGUCUUGGAUUUCAUUUGUUGAUUACAUGUACAUAAAGGGCAUUCGUUGUUUCCUCGUAUUAAUUUCUUUCUUGUAAUAAGACGAGCUGGCAUGACAACUGUGUCCUCGACAAGACUAUUUUCCCAAUUUCCAAUCAUUUAUUAAUAGAUAUUUGUCCUUUUUUGAAGGUCU